AAAGCAUAAUUAAAAGGAAAAGAAAAAGGGGAGCAUAGGAAGGAGAAUCAGAUAUGGUUGGUGCAGUAGUAAUAGUAGUGACUGAUGAGGUUCAAAAUGUAAUAAAAAACAAGGUUCUUUUCCAACAUAUAAAGUGAAUGUGAGUCUCUUCAAUUACUGAUUAUUCCUUCUCCCCAAGGACACCAUUAAAUAUCACCUUUUACCUUUGCUCCUCUUGGCAAGAACUUCUUCUUCUUCCUGCUACUGCCAAUCACAUAUAUUCUUUCUCUUUUUCAAUCCCCUCUCCUCAUUCUUGCUUUAAUUUUUUCUCUCUUUUUUGCUCUCCAAACACACCCCUCUCUUUAUUCUCAUCUUCUUCCCAAAUCCCAACCCUAAAACAACCCUCAUUUCUUCUCCUGAAUCGAUGAUUGAUCUGAUCCCCUUCCCAUAAGUGUGUGUUGAGUGUAUCUAGGAAUUGAGGAUUAGUCCUGCAGGUUUUACUGUGUCGAAAAUUGAACAAGAAAUGAUGGCGCCGCCCUCCGACCUAUGCUUCGAUUUCAAACCACAGAUUGCUUCAAUGCUUCUCAAGUCUUGUGGAGAUUACCAGACUGCAGAAGGGACUCAAAAGCUUGAAGAGUUCGUUGCCCGUCUCGAAGAAGAAAGACUCAAGAUCGAUGCCUUCAAGCGCGAGCUUCCUCUUUGCAUGCAGCUUCUCACCAAUGCAACGGAGGUGUCGAGGCAGCAGCUGCAGACGCAGAGGUCAAGCCGAGAGACGAUUACACCAGUACUGGAAGAAUUCAUUCCACUCAGAAACCCUAAUUCAUCUCACACUGCUGAGAAUGAUGCCGAUGCUUCUCCAGAUCAAAAAUCGAGCUGGAUGACAUCUGCACAGCUAUGGAAUCAAGCCGAAUGCGAAGGAACAAAGGCAGCAGCUUCUCAAUCAUUCACCACAUCUGAUCAAGAAACUGACAUCAAACUUGCUUUGAAUGGCCAGCAAAGGAUGAUCAAUAAUGGAGGUGGAGCCUUCCAUCCAUUUACAUCGAAUAAGGACCGAGUAUCUCCCUCUUCCUGCGGCGAAACCUUCCCUGAAUUAGCCCUUGCCUCAUCUGCUAUAGAAGAUAAAAGGAACUCGCCUGAACCGAGCUUCCGCAGAGAUCGCAGCGCCAGCAAGUAUGGCAACCACAUCUCUGGUGCUGCUGAGAAAGAACAAUCGAAUAAUUCGACGCAGAGGAAAGCGAGGAGAUGCUGGUCGCCGGAUUUGCACCGCCGGUUUGUUAAUGCUCUUCAGAUGUUGGGUGGCUCUCAAGUGGCCACUCCUAAACAAAUCAGAGAGCUUAUGAAGGUUGAUGGCUUGACCAAUGAUGAAGUUAAAAGCCACCUACAGAAAUACAGGCUUCACACAAGACGGCCGAGUCCGAGCUCGCAAGCCGCCGUGACGGCGGGGCCACAAGUAGUGGUCCUCGGCGGCAUUUGGGUCCCGCCGGAAUAUGCGGCGGCGGCCGCCGCCGCACACGGCGGGGCACCAGGUGCAGCUUUGUAUGGAGCGCAUGCUGCCGCGUCCACCGCGCACCAUCAUGUCCCGCCUCCUCUCUGCGCGCCACCACCACCACGGCAGGAAAUCUACCCGGCAAUAGCGGCGGCGGCAGCGCCGCACUCUAAUAGUGUUCUGCACCAUAGCCUCCACCACCAUAACCUGCAGUACAACAAGCCUCCAUUAAUGCAGAAAAACGCAUCUCCGGAGUCUGGGGUUCGAGGCGGUGGCGCCGCCGGAGACCCGUCGGAAAGCAUUGAAGAUGGGAAGUCGGAGAGUGGUAGCUGGAAGGCCGACAGCGGCGGCGGCGGCGGAGACGCACGGCAGAGACUCGACGGAGAAGAUAGCAACGCCAGUGUCGUCAGCCUGAAAUUCUGACCGUUACAAAUAUAUAUAUAUAUAAUUAUAAAAAACCGCGGCUGUAUGUAUUGCUUGGAGAUCUACAUCACAAAUAGUGUCUUUAAUUAAAUGAAUUAUAUAUUGCAGCUCAUAACAAUAUCAAUUAACACUGUAAUUUGUUCUGAAAUUGGAACCGUAU
Molecule: messenger RNA, 2048 nt
Organism: Andrographis paniculata
Lineage: Eukaryota; Viridiplantae; Streptophyta; Magnoliopsida; Lamiales; Acanthaceae
Product: myb family transcription factor EFM-like
Exons: 4
Coding region: 503-1888 (461 amino acids)
Biological process (GO): regulation of DNA-templated transcription
Molecular function (GO): DNA binding; DNA-binding transcription factor activity
Source: RefSeq, a predicted model, not a curated record